UCGUUGUGUUUUCUGUAAUCAGGUAAUUAUACUAACGGACAAUAAUAAUUUACUCGACAUUAAUCACUGCAAAAAUGUAUUUAUUAGGAUAAGCAACUGGAUGCCUUUUCCAAGACUCAAGUCACGAAAGCCACUUUCAACCCCUGGGCUCCUCCUAGCUAUAACAAAAAGCAGAAGCAAGUUACGUGUAAAAAGUGUACGCAAACCCAAAGCAAGACGCUCACUUGCAUGACCUGCACCAAGACUAUGCCACUUGAACGUUUUGCAAAGAGUCAGCGAAGAAACGCCGAAAAAGCUAGAUGUCUGAAGUGCAUGAAGAAACGUGAAGAGGAAGAUGUGGACGACUCUGAACCGGAUUCAGACGACUCGGAUGACUAUGGUUACAAGGAGACAUGGCAUGACAUUAUGUAACAAUAACGAUAUAUCCAACAAAUUCAAUGUAUCCCAUCAGCCCAAAACAUCCAGCACUUAAGGAAAAAGGGACUAUAACAGCAUUUAUUAAGGAGUGGUUUGGCUUUUUUUUUUCACUGGAUGAAUCAACAUUCCCUCAACCAAAAUAAUGGAUCGUUUCAAAUUGUAAAAAGAAGGGUAAUGAAAAUCGGCAAUCGGGCUGACUGUAAUAAAAAAAAACC
Messenger RNA from Radiomyces spectabilis, 632 nucleotides. RefSeq lists its product as uncharacterized. The record is from RefSeq and is a predicted model, not a curated record. Lineage: Eukaryota; Fungi; Mucoromycota; Mucoromycetes; Mucorales; Radiomycetaceae. The transcript is spliced from 3 exons. The coding region runs from base 229 to 411 and encodes 60 amino acids.